UAUGGAAAUACUACCAGCUAUUGGGAUCAAGCUAAAAUAUCAGAAUAAAGCUUUCUUUAGAUGUUUUACAAAUAGACACGAGACAUGUCCUGCACAUCAAAACGAAUUUAUGUACCUACUGGGGAGAGCUACAGACAGAUACAAACAAGCCUAUGGGGCAUACGUCAUCAACAAGAAAAAUAAAAAUCAGAUCUAUGAUAAAUUGAGAAAGAAAUUGGAAAUCAAUUUUCUGACUAAUACUGAUUUUAUCAUUUUGGAUAGUUUUGAGAUAAUGCAAUUAAUAUUUUUCGUGGCGGGUUUUGCAAGAUUACAGAAUGAUUUAAAAUUCGAAGAGUUGAGAAAGAGAAUAAAUGAGUUGAAGAGUGACUUAUUGAUUCAACCACCUGAACAUUAUGAUAUGAUUCCGAAAGAAAUUAGAGAAGCUUUAGAAUACACUUUACCAAUUCGGGACAGAAGAUUCACGGGUGAAGUUGUAAGCAGUCUGAGAGGGAUAUAUAAAUUUGAUCGAUUACCGGAGACCUAUAUAGAAGAUUCAAGAAUACCGAUCCCGAGUUAUCCAAGCGAAUUUAGAAAAGAAUUUAAAAAAUUUUUUCUUGUAACGGAUAGAGCUGAUUUAAAAAAGGCUAAGGAUUGGAAAGAGGAAUUAAGAAAGUUUUAUUCUUUCUUUCAAUUAUCUGAAUCGUUUUUUGACUUAUUACCAAAGAAAUUGGAGUUGCCUUUGACUUAUCAGGAGUUGACACUGAGACUGAGAAGAAUGUUUCCUUUUUGCCCUAAAGAUAGUGAAGAUUUUAAAGAACAUGUGAACAAACUGAGAAAAGUUUAUGCAUUCAAAUAUCUCCCAAAUGACUACGUGAUUAAUAAGAAGAGGCUACCCGAGAAUCCAAGGGAUUUGAAAAUUAAUGUUAAGGAGGGUUUCCCGAUAAAAAGCAGAACUGAGGCUUUAAACUUUAUAAAAUCAAUCCCAAGUUACUAUAGAAUACCAAAUCCAAUGCCGGCGAAAUAUAUUGAGGUCAACUAUACACAGCUCGAAGACCUGCCUGAAGAGUGGGAGGAAGUAAAAAAGAUAGAGAUAAUAAAAAUAAAGCGAUUUGGAGAUAAACGGCUUCCGAGCGAUCUUGAGAAGCUAAAUAAAGAUUUAAAACAAAAAGAACCAGAAUUCCAAUGGUCUUUCCCAAUAACAUUACAAGACAAAGUACCUGAAGGCUGA
This is a messenger RNA of Paraglomus brasilianum, 1207 nucleotides long. Lineage: Eukaryota; Fungi; Glomeromycota; Glomeromycetes; Paraglomerales; Paraglomeraceae. The record is from the annotation of a GenBank genome assembly.